Anoplopoma fimbria (sablefish) is the source of this 513-nucleotide messenger RNA. It is a transcript of the gene nrn1lb, whose product is annotated as neuritin 1-like b. Gene Ontology annotation, cellular component: plasma membrane. Lineage: Eukaryota; Metazoa; Chordata; Actinopteri; Perciformes; Anoplopomatidae. The transcript has 3 exons. Bases 1 to 513 code for a protein of 170 amino acids. The record is from RefSeq and is a predicted model, not a curated record. Gene Ontology annotation, biological process: neuron projection extension; nervous system development.
AUGAGGUCCCAACCAGGCAUGGCGAACGUGCUGCUGCCCACCGCUCUCUGCCUCAGCCUGGUCACUGUGUGCUUCGGAGCUGCGAUUCCCAUUUCAUGUGGUUCCAUCUACAAGAGUUUUGCUCAGUGUUUACUCACACUCGGGGACAGCUUGGUGGAUACACAAAAAGACCAGAACACACAGGACAUUGAUGCAAUCUGCAGGUCCUGGAAUGCAUUUCAUGUUUGUGCCAACUCCGCUCUGGCCGGCUGUCCCGGUGAAGCAGCAGCCGUUUGGGAGUCUCUGAGACAAGAGUCCAGGAAGACGCAAUUCUCUGGAAACCUCUAUGACAUGUGUGCCAGCCGCACCACCCUCCCAUCCAGCACCGUGCCUGCACCCGCGCCACAGAGCCCUCCCACCUCCGACCAGGCCAACCAGGAUAAACUGAAAGGGAAAACGAACAAGCACAGCCCCACCUUCAACUCACUGUUGCUCCCUGUAUGCAGCACCUUGCUACUUCUUCUCAGGUGUUAA